ACUCAGAUCCAUCCCAGUCUCUACGUCGUGCAGUCCAUUCAGAACCACACCCCUUCCAGUUUUAAACUCCGCUAGGGGUGAUGGUGUGGUGUGAAGAAUUGAAUAUAAUGCGACCUCCAUUACAGUUAGUUGCAGUUUCUCUGUGGACUUUAAGUCGAUUGAUAAUGAUGCACUUGUGAAGCUUCCAGUGGGAAAAAUGGACGCUCUCUGCAUUGAGUGUGGUUGUGAGCUUUAAUGUGCGAUGGUGAUGAGCGUUGCUGAAAAACGACGAUUGACAGGAGUAUCAUGUCAUCUGAACGGUGUUCAGAAUUUUGUUGUACUUUCACUGAUGUCGAGGCACUGAAAUCCACGGCGCUUGAUGCGUCGAACUGGGAAUAAAUGAGGGUAGUGUUCGGCUGAUGACAUGAAGGACACUGCUGAAAUUCUUGGUGUGGCAGCUUUGAAUCGGCCAUGCGGCACACUCCGUCGUUAGGUUAACAGCAUUGUAGGUGAUGCUCUUGGAACAAAAUAUUUUCUUGCUUUGGGUAUGGAUCAAAGCAGUGCAAUCCAUUUCAAUUACUUGGUCAAGUGUAAGUCAUGAGGUGCAAUCGAUUGAGGAAGAAGAGAUUUUCCGACGUUUAUUUAGGAUCUUUAAAGUGUAGCAACUUAAUCCCUAGUACAAUGUGGUUUAAACAACGAAAUGUGUUAGAAUUUGUAUAUCAUAGUACUUUGUUUUGUGCGUUACGGCUCAUUUUCAUAUUUUUGAAAUCAGAACGGCCAAUGGAUUACCGGACCUCUUUCUACUGGUAUCAAUUAAAGUUGUUUGUUCAAUCUCGUGAGUACUAACGAUGAACUCUACCCAUACGGAGAUUAGUUGAAACAUCUCUCAUCUGCUCAGAGAGGAUUCUGGUACUCAAGUUUGCGUUGUGCAGAGCCUGAACAGCAGCUGCAAUAACACUGUAGUAGGAUAAAAAAAUGUCGGUCACUCGUACAACGGGGAGUGUUACGCCUGUGGCGUCUGUCCCUGCUCCAAAUACGGGUCUUCAUACCUUCAUGAAGAUUGUCAUCCCCUUAUUAUACAUCGUGACAUCAAGUCUUCGAGCAUACGUUUGGAUGACAAAUAUGGAGCUCAAGUUUAAUUUUUUGACAACUGUCUCAAUUUUUCAAUUACGAUUUUCCUCUCUAGGUUUCUAAUUUUGUGUUGGCUAAGCCGGCGUCCGACACAAACACUCAUGUUUAAAACUCGUAUGAUGGAAACCUUUGGAUAAAUGCGCUUGAAUAUGCUCAGAGUGGCAAGUUGACAGAAAAGUCAGAAGUCUACUGCUUUGGUGUAACGUUGUUAAAGCUUAUCACUGGGUGAAAGCCUGUUGAUACAAGGAAUCUGAAUGGGACGAUAAGCCUGGUGUAAUUGGCACAGCCAUUGAUGACAGAAGCAUUGGAGGAUGGAGACUUAGACGAGCUUGUUGAUCUUAGAUUGGGCCGUGAGUAUGACCUCAAAGAAACGUUCUGGAAGAUCAAGGUUGCUGCAUCAUGCGUCCGCCAGACGGCCAACAAGCGACCCAAGAUGGGACAGGACCAGCUUCAAAAGACCUGCUAGUGUUGAGUAUCAUGAACAUCUACUACAAUUGCAUAGGGUCUCGUAUUAUGCGUCUGUCUUAUCUUUGAAGGCUGACUGGUUUUUGCAUGUUGAAUGAACACGUUGUGAAAGCCUUGGAAAGCGAAGGGAAGAACGGUGGCCUCUAUCAGGAUCUAAAACCACGACAUAGCUCAGAAUACAUAUCAGAAUUUGAAACGUACGACGGUUCCAAGUACGAUGCUCAAGCAUAUUUUGCCGACGUGGGUCAAUUGAAGAUAUCAAGCAUGACCCCUAGAUCCUAUGAACUUGACAAUAGUAGUGAGCAUCUUGGUGGAUCAUUUCCAAUCUCAAGUGGUAAAUACGAGACCCAAGAGCGAGCCUGUGGGACAAACAAACAUGAGCAAAAACUAUGGUCCAAUUUAAAUACAGUGCCUAAUGGAAGCACUCGGUCUUAUAGUCACUCAAACAUGCCUCCUUCAAGAGCCGCGCCCACAAGACCUGAUAGCUGCAGUGACAUAAACGGCAGCUCAAGAAAUGAUUACCGACAGGAUAUCUGGGCAUGGUCGUAUUUGCACCUGGAGUACAGGUACAUUACAUUAAACCUGUGUCUAGUGCUUUUAGAAUACGACUCAAUCAUGCAGGACAGGGUUUCUUCCCAGACUUGUACUUGGGGUGUAUCUUCAAGUACCAUUUUCCUGCUGCUUAGUAAUUCAGUGGGUGCGUUAACCCACAUGGCCGACAACAGAAAAAAAAAACAACAAAGUUAAUGGUUCCAAUUCCAUGCAAGUAUUUUCACAGUUCUUCUGUUUUUCUUUACUUUUCAAUUUAUUGAAACUUGCACAGCUGAAUAGCUAUGCAGUCUUGCUGACAUGAACACAGUCAACGAAAACCUUUAAUGUUGCUGAUCAGUUACACAACACAAGACCGAAAUUCACCUGAUCAUUACAUUUGUCAUGUAAUGCAGAGUCUUACUGCUUGUGAUUGUCCACAUGUAGUCAGCUCCCAUAAGAUUUCCAAGUGGGUCGGCCAAUUUAACACUUAUCCUGAAUCUGGUAUGAUAGUUUGCCACUAAGACUGCGAAAAUUUGUUUUCAGAUUCCACAUUGCAGAGGCGAGUUUGAGACUUGCCGCAGAACCUGUUCAAUGAAGAUAAACUAAGCUCCUCACGGCGAUGCAGAUGAAGGCAGUGAUUUUCCAUGGUAGGUUUCAGACUCAAUCCAGCGUAGUCGGACUGGUGUCGUAAAGGACUUGGGUACCACCAAGUUGAAGCUGCUGUAUGCUUGGCCCGAAUCGUACAAGCGUCACAACAAUAUCAUCGUAGUCGUCUUUUCCUAGAUCGAUGAGCUUCUGCCGAAUACCCACUCUCCACACCAGAUCUCGGGUGACCUGUGCCUGGCCGACAUGCGGGCUGAAGUUGAAAGUACCGAAGAACUCGGGGCAGCUCACAGACGUGUUCAGUUCUGCUGAUGGGAAGAACAGGUAAGCUCCCCAGUGGCUCUGUAACGUGUUAUCCACUUUUAUGCCCUGAAUCUCAAGCACCUCCACUCCUACAUCGCUUCUUUCAGGACGGGUUACUCGGAACGUUAGUGGUUUUGCAUCGAGAGUGCCGGCGGCUGCAAGCUCGGGUGUGGUGUAGAUCAUGGCGUUCGUUUGCGAAGGGCUCAGGGGAUUACAGGCGGUUACAUUUUUCUCGUGGCCUGGUUUUUGUCCUCUCGAGACCCAUGCAGUUGGCGAUUCCUCAUACUCAUACCUGGUAUUGGCCAUAAUGGAAAACUUCAGAUACGGACUGGAAUUCAUCAGCUUUCAAAGUAAAUGAACUGAAAAAUGAGGCUAGUUACCUGAGGAGCGGGGUGUUUAUGAUCUGUGACAAAUUCACAAUGACUUGAUCGGCAUUUUCAUCAUAGUAAGUGAAUCUCGAGUCGAGGAAAUCUGCAUGCGUCGGUUCCGUCCUCUGCUUUCCUGGAAGCGUCUUCCAUAUCGUCCAUAUCCUGUCGAUAUUUGAAUGAUGAGUGUAAAAAACGGGGUCUCUAGCAGACCUUCCAAAGUUUCCCAUGUCAUUGAAUGCAGUGGCUGCGUCUGGAUCUCCCACCCACAGAUGCACAGUGCCAUGAGGAUUAUCCUCAAACGUUCCAGGACCAUACCCACCCGAAUCGCCAUAGCUGUAAGGCUCUCCGAAGAAGAGUCUCGGCGUUGGCGCUCCUGUCACGAUCUGCGUGUACAUAACCUGUGUAUUCUCGAUUCGCAGCUCAUCUGCGGUCUUAUCAGUGCAACCCCCGAUUGAGUUCAGAUGUACAAGAUUCGGAGGCUGCGCGCAUUUGUUGCGAUUCAGGUCCCGUAGGUAAGAUGUUUCGUUGGUUGAGUAGAUCCUAGGGAGUAUGUUGGCUUCCUCCGACGACGACUGGUUGUCCCAAUUCCAGUAAGGCAAUGCGAAGGUGUCGUCAUCCAAGAGCUUGGCCAAUAUCCGCUCGUGAAAAUACAAGAACAUUCGAUGCCAUGGAAGGAAUAGCCAAUGGUUGUGAAUCUCAAGUGGCCAGGUCAUGUUAUUGUAAUAGAUUCCAUUAUCGCAGUACAGACAGUGGAGAUUCGCUUGGUUGGAUAGAGACCGGGGAUCUAGGUCCGGCAAUUCUCUUAGCAAUUUAUAACCCCUCUCCAGCCUUGCGAUCUCCGACUCGUUGAGUUUAUGCACUGGUCUUCUGAUUCUUAUGGGUAAGGCGAGGUCGCCUUCAAAAUCUCUGGCUGGCUUACCUGUGUAUGGCUGUGGCAUGCAACAACCCUCCUCACUGGUACAGUUGUCUGGUAGAAUCGGAGCAGGGACAGGUGUUCCGCUUGUUAUCCUCAUCAACAUCUGAGACACAAUCAAAACAAGAGCUCCCAACUUGCAACA
Physcomitrium patens is the source of this 4438-nucleotide messenger RNA. Lineage: Eukaryota; Viridiplantae; Streptophyta; Bryopsida; Funariales; Funariaceae. The record is from RefSeq and is a predicted model, not a curated record.